Arabis nemorensis is the source of this 309-nucleotide messenger RNA. Lineage: Eukaryota; Viridiplantae; Streptophyta; Magnoliopsida; Brassicales; Brassicaceae. The record is from the annotation of a GenBank genome assembly.
AUGGAUGUUGUUGUGGAACAACCUCCUCGACCUUGGUCGGUGCCUUCAUGUCUUACCUGGAGGUUAGCUUCGUGGGUAAACCUUAAAUCCCUCUGCUUCUCCAAAAUUGAAUACAUUCAGAGCAUCUCUAACUUCUCAAGAUCGGAAAAUGUCGUCGAUGACAACCAGCUGAUUCGCGGGACGGAAAACAUAAAGGAUAAGUCAAGAAGCGGCCAAAGAUGCAAGGAGGAAGAGAGCAAAAGGAUGCAAAAUGAGAGACGCAGCGAGCAAGGUAUCAACGAGCUUGGUCCAAAGCCGAGUAUCAGCUAA